CGGUUUCUCACUUCCGGAGUAAACAACGUGUGCUGGCACCCCGGCCCAUGUGUUAACAACUCGACAACAGGGACAAAACGGGCGUACACACAACAAGAACAAUGAUAGAUAUGUGCGACAUAAUGAACACAAACAUGUUUUCAAUAAAAUCUUGUCGCUUUCAUAUAAUUACCUUUUUCGAAAGGAGUAAUUUAUGAUUACCUGUACAGCCAAACGAAGUGAUGGCGGAUGUCAAGUCCAUUUAUCACACGGGUCCAGUUACGUCCCUGUGUGUUAUCAAAGGAAACGUAGUUGCAGGUAUUGGAAACAGCCUUUACUUGUAUGACUUGGUGGAGAGGCAAUGUAUGUUAAAAUGUGCAGGUGUGAUACUGAGUGGCACUAUUCAUGGAAUCCGGAAAUCUGCAUACAACGAGGCAUUGCUGUGUGCAUUUGGAGGUAAAGUUUUACGAGUGAUAAGAGUUGGAAUGAGCCCUGGGGUGAGAACUUUGGUCCCCCAGGGUGAGGAAUAUUUGGCUGAUGAUUGGAUCUGGGAUGUGUGUUGGCUACAGCAGCAAGGAGAAAAGGACCAGUUGGCGGUGGCCACAGCUCACAAUGUGGUGUUUAGACUCGACCACACGCUGAGAAAGCUAGAACAAGUUGCCUGUGUUGAGAACUGUAUUCUUUACUGUGCCAAAUUUCUAGGUACUUGCUGGGAACACCUUAUCCUUGCAGCAGGGACAGUCUUCAACCAGGUGCUUCUCUGGGCUCCAAAUGGUCAGACAAACACUAGUGGACAGUCAUUGGUCAUCCACAAGCUGGUUGGUCAUCAGGGUGUAAUAUUUUCUAUCGAGUUCAGUGUGACCCGGCGUCAGAUCUGCACUGUGUCUGAUGAUCGCAGUGUGCGGGUCUGGCAGUUAAGGUUCCCCGAGGUAGCAGCAGACAUUGACUGUGCUGGAGUUAUCCCCCUUGAUUGGUGGCACCACUGUCAAAGCACAGAACUGUUUGUGUUGUAUGGACAUUCUGCCAGAGUGUGGGAUGUGAAAAUCCUCACCUCUACUAUUGUCAGCGUAGGAGAGGACUCAACUUGUUGUGUGUGGGACAACCAAGGGAAGAUAACCCAGAGGUUCAAAGGUCAUAAGGGCAAGAGUAUAUGGAGCUUGGCAGUAGAGGAUACAGGAAAAUUUGCUGUGACUGGAGGUGGUGACAGUAGCAUCAGAGUCUGGCAUAUGGAUGAAGCAAAGACGUCCGACCAGUUGGUUUCUCAUGUGUUAGUCCCACCAAAGCAACAGAAUAAGGACACUGAUUUCCCCCGUAUUGUUGCCAUGGUUUCCUGGGAUUGUGUGAUGGUCAUGACCAAUGAGGGGCGACUAUUGUUACACAGCCAGACUGACAGGACCUGGAGCACACUGAUGUCUGAUGUGACCUUCACCUCCUAUACUGUUCUGUCCCUUAGUCCUUACCACACUCACCUUGUUGCCCUUGGCAACAUCACUGGGACGCUUCGCUUAUUGUUUACCAGUCAAUCUGAUACAUCCUGCAGUACAAUGGAUAUGGAGUGGUGUCAGAAAGAUUUUGAUGUACAUACUGGGAAGGUUUACAGUAUUAACUGGAUCUCGGCCACCAGUCUACUGACAAGUGGGCCAGAUGGUAAAAUGAUCUUCUGGGAGUUGAGGCUCUCAUCAAACCAGGCAACCCUACAUAAAAAAUGUAGUCUAGAGUUACCUCCCUGUAAACACCGGUGGGUUUCAGCAGCCACCAUGACCUCUGACCUCUUGGUAUGUGGAGACCGAGGCGGUAGUGUUCAUGUUUACAGCAUGAGGACAUCAUUCAGCCCACAUUCACAGUCACCUGUUCAAACAUUCUACCGGAUUCAUGGGAAAACUUGUGUGACUCACAUCUGCUGCCAUGACAACUAUAUCUACACAGCAGGAAGAGAUGGCACAUAUAAUCAGUAUGAAGUUAAUGAAGAGAAACUGGUUCUUCUCCACAGUAACAAGAUACACAAAGGAUUCGAUUGGUUAGACAGAUUGGAUUUUACUGGUAAAGAUGGAGACCUCCUUGUCUAUGGUUUCCAUUCGAACAACUUCGUGCUGUGGAGUAGUCAGAACAAUCAGAGACUGGUACAGAUACCAUGUGGGGGUGGACACAGAGCCUGGGACAGCCGUAUCCAUGGCAACACUAUCCGAUAUGUGUAUAUCAGGACAGGAGAAGUAGUUUUUUGUGAGACAGAACUCUCUACAAACCAAGUCCUACUCAAGGAAAGUCUACAUGGCAGAGAAAUAACAGAUAUUCUUCAUAUUAGGACUUAUGAUCAAGGUGGCAGCCCUGUACAUGUCAUUGGCACAUGCAGUGAAGAUACCCAGGUCAAUUUUCUGUCACUUACAUACAACCGCUAUGGAGUGAUGAACCUAAAUCAGCUAGCUUCUCUUCAAGGUCACAUCUCCAGUGUCCGUACUCUGGCUGUGUGUGAUUCAGGGUUACCAUGGAAACAGUCAAGUUCUGAAAGGAUUCUGUUGUUUUCUGGGGGAGGUCGAGCACAGCUCCUCAUAUGGAGAGUGACAAUUCCAAAGUCCUCUGGUCUCCAUGGAAAUGCAGAUUUAAUGGCAGACAAUUUUUCACAUGAAACUCUGUGUAAUUACAUGAUGGAUCAUUGGAACAACAGGAACAGGAAACCAUGGAAAGGUCAUGACCUCAAACCGAACCCGGAGACACGCUUCAUGGACCUGGCAGCUGUGAAAGCACAGGAUGUUUGGCCAUUAGCGCCACCUGGUGUCCACGUUCUAAUGGUUGCCUGCUCAGAUGGCUAUGUUAGGUUCUACUGUUUUGAUGAGGAGUUACGGACCCUUACCCUCCUAGGGGAGUCUGUGUUCCAUGACCACUGUGUGCUUCAAGUGCGGAGCAUGAUCCAUUGCGUGCCCGAUAACAGCAGGCAUCUUGUGUGCAUCUCUGCAGCCACCGAUGGACGUGUUGCAUUCUGGGACCUAAAUCACAUCGUCUUACAUUACAUAGAAAAAACUUAUCCCGAAAUAAAAUCUGCUAAUGAAAUGUUGUGUAUAUGUUCCAGUGAAAGAAAAGGACCUAUUGACCAAACUUCAUUAGACAGUGGUAAUGAUUUGAAAAAUAUAUGUGAAGGAGAAAUAUCACUCAAUAAACAUUGUCUUUAUCAUAAACAUUUACAGCCAGAAAGUGUUCCUGGUCAGGGACAAGACAACUCCUGUCAGGAAGAUUGUGAUGACACAAAGGAUAAACAGGGUGGUCAGAGAGGCUCGGUUGAAACCCAACAUUGUAAUAGGACAAAGAAAAUGAUGGCUGCUACCACUUUCAGAGAUACUUUGGAUCCUGUUUUUGUGAUACCGUCACAUCAAUCAGGAGUGAACAGUCUACAUGUCUUCAAAUUAAAUGUCCGGUAUAUGGUAGGGAGUGGGGGAGAUGACAAUGCUCUUAGGGUGUCAAACAUCACCAUGGCAUCCAACAAGGGCAGCAGCCAAUUAGAGAUCACCUUGAACUGGAGUGUGUUGGAAGGAAAUGCCCAUUCUGCCCAGAUUACAGGACUAUGUGUGAUCGAAGACAGACGAGUGUUGACCGCCUCUGUGGACCAGAGGGUGUGUCUAUGGGACGUCUCUACAGAAAUGGUUCCUCAGGUACAACUAGUGUGGUGUAAAUUUGUACAGGUGUCUGACAUUUCCAGUAUGGCUGUGUGGGGCUCCGACAGGCUGAACAUUCUAACUGCUGGUGUGGGCUUAGAAAUGCUGUGUGCUGAGAAAGACAGUCAAGUUGCAGUUUCCUCUCGGUGAAUGCCGUCAUUUUCAGAGAUCUCAGAGACAAGACUCUGUCUUAUACAUGUAAACAUAUACAUGCCAAAUCAUUAGGACAAGGAACAUAGUAAUAUAGCAUGCUUCUGUUAAGUCAUUGAGGUAAUGCUGCAGUACAUUAUCAUAUUGACAAACUACCUUUUCUGUCAAUCCGUGAAUAAAUUUUACAUAAUUUUUAUAA
This is a messenger RNA of Pecten maximus, 3972 nucleotides long. RefSeq names its product WD repeat-containing protein 6-like. Gene Ontology annotation, molecular function: protein binding. The record is from RefSeq and is a predicted model, not a curated record. Gene Ontology annotation, biological process: tRNA methylation. Gene Ontology annotation, cellular component: cytoplasm. Lineage: Eukaryota; Metazoa; Mollusca; Bivalvia; Pectinida; Pectinidae.